CAGUCGCCAUUUUCUUGUGGUCGUUAAAAGGGCAGAGAACGGCGACGAGCGGCGGCCGAAAACACUUCAGAACCGGCCCUAUUUCUCACCGAGUCCGGGACGAAUGGUUAGCCGUAUGAGUUCAUGGACUGCCUGCUGAUCAGUGGUUAUGGUAUCGGUAAGGCUCGCGUAGAUUCAGCCGAGGCGCUCAGCUCAAAGAUGGACGCCAGCGCCGCGCGGGAGGACGCCUGCCGGGAGUAUCAGUCCUCCCUGGAAGACCUGACGUUCAACAGCAAGCCGCACAUCAACAUGCUGACCAUCCUGGCCGAGGAAAACAUCAACUUCGCCAAGGAUAUCGUGGCAAUUAUUGAAGCACAAAUAAGCAAGGCCCCACCCAGCGAGAAGCUUCCAGUUUUGUACUUAGUGGAUUCCAUAGUGAAGAAUGUUGGAGGAGAGUACCUUGCAGUGUUUGCUAAAAACCUAAUCACUUCAUUUAUAUGUGUCUUUGAAAAGGUGGAUGAAAACACUAGAAAGUCUCUGUUCAAGCUGCGCUCCACCUGGGACGACGUGUUCCCGCUCAAGAAGCUGUACGCGCUUGACGUGCGGGUCAACUCUCUGGACCCGGCCUGGCCCAUCAAGCCGUUGCCGCCCACCAUCAACGCCAGCAUCCACGUCAACCCCAAGUUCCUCAAACAGUCUGAGGAGUCUUCAACCUCUCCCAAGCAGACCCUGACCCAGCCGCCACUUCCACCUGCAGCAGCACCCACCCCCCAGCCGGUCCCCGCCAUCAGCCAGUCCAGCCUGACUCAGGAGCAGCUGAUCCGGCAGCAGCUGCUGGCCAAACAGAAGCAGCUCCUGGAACUCCAGCAGAAGAAGAUCGAGCUGGAGCUGGAGCAGACCAAAGCUCAGCUGGCCAGUGGAUUCACGUUACCAUCGGUGGCGGCAGUCUCCACUUCAUCAGCACCGAGCCCAGCUCCAAAGCCCGGCAGCCAACCCGCUCCCGUCGUCCGACCCUGGAUCCCCCCUCAGACUCAGCCCGAUACCAAGCCGUCCAUCAGAGACCCCCGUCUGAAUCGGGGUGGCCCCCCCACUGCACCCCCACCCAAAGAUCAGCCUGCUGCAACAAAAAAAGAGACCUUGCCCACCUCAGGAAGUCAUCCUGUCACUCCUGAGAAACGCCUGCCAGAGAAAUCCCCCCGACUGGAGAAAACCAGGACGCCGAGGAAGGACGUUCCAGAGGAGAAACCCAAGCCCAAGUCACCAUCUCCAAUGGCGAAGAGCAUCCAGAGUAAAACCAAACCCCCAGAGGCGGAGCUUCAGAGCAAAGACACCACAAAGAAAGAUCCACGGCUGAGGAAACGCACGCAGGAGAAGAUGGGGGAGGCAAAAGAUGAGGAGCUAAAAGAGAAGAAGAGAUGCAGUGACAAGAAGGAGCGGGAGGAUGCUGUACGGUUGGCGGAGCCUCAGAGAUUCAAAGGGAAACUGGUGAACGGCUCGGUCGCCAAACACGAGCGUGACGAGGCCGCCGAGAAGGCAGAGUUCAAGGCCAGCGGCAACGCCCGAACACACGCCAGGAAACGCACCCGCUCACGAUCCAGGUCGCGUUCCCCUGCUGGCUCCCCGAAGAGGAAGGACAGGCGUUCGCCAAAGAGGAGAGCCCGCAGCAGCUCCUCCUCACCAUCACCUUUGCACAAAGCUGGAAAACCGCGGAGGCUCGAACCACUGCACAGCAAGCCCGGCCGGGAGGACCGCCUCACUCCCAAGAACCAAUCAGAGAGCAGGAGGUCAAAGAGGCCGGGGGAGGAUCGGCACGCUGAGACCAGAGACUCUCAUUCGCCACGCAGCCAUGAUGGAAGCGGCAAGGAGGUGAAGGAGGCCCCUCACCACUGGAGGAGUGGAUGGGGGGAGAACAAACAUCUAAAACUGUCAGAUGACACACAUGCCAAGCCCGGACCUCAGAGACACAAACCAUACGGCACGCCGACUCGCCCCGGCACGCCUCGAACACUGAAGCACCGGCUCAGCGUUGAUGCCAACCUGCAGAUCCCUGAAGUCCUGAACUCCGCCUCCAAGAAGGACCUGCUCAGGAGGGCCAGCAAGCGUGUUGAGAGCGGCGAGAUCUCCCGUGAGGAGUUCCUUAACAUGGCGCACCAGAUCAAACAAUUAUACCAGUAUCAGGAGGAGAUCCAGCAGCGCAAAGACAGCUGGGACGAAUCCACAGACUUCCCUGUGAAGAAGCAGCCACCGCUCCUGAGCACGCCCCCCUCAGCUCAGCCACGCCCCCAUGAAGGCAUGGAUCCUGCGGAGCUGUCGUACUAUGAGCACAAGUCCAAAUUGAGGAAGACGCAGGUCAACCACCGACCUGCUGGAGAGGAGUGGGAGGGCGAGGAGAAUCCAGAGAACACAGAGGAACCCGGGCAGAGCGAGAAGACGGGUGGCGGUCAGAGUGCUGGACACCCACCGCUGCCACAUAAAUACAACCGAACCCCACGAGACAGGCCAGGUGAGAGGAGGAGCAAAGAGCACGAGGAGCCACGGGCGCCGCUCGCCCCCAUGGUCGAGGAGUACAACCACGGCAAAGAGUUCCCAGCACUGAAGCCAGGCCUUCGCUUCCCGAGGAGAGCCGACCACAGAGAAACAAAGAGGUCAGAGGUCAGGUUCUGGAGCGGCGGGGUGUCAGGGUGUCGAUCAGGGAUACUUCAGCAGGGUGAAAGAGAGUGGACCUCGCCACUGACCGAGCGCCAGCAUUACAACGAUCGAGAGGAACAGAAGAGCAGCUACAAUGUUCCACGGAGGUAUUGCCCACCCGCUGACCCCCGCAGGCCAGAGGUCCCCCCUCCCUCGGGCACUGUGGUCCACAGGAACUGCCCGAGCCCAGCUGGUCCAGACGCUACAGUACCACGCUUCGAACGUGAGCGGCUGUCACCUUUACAGAAAGACUCUGCAGACAUGAGUCCGAUUCCGCGCUUCGAGAGUCCAAACAGCGAGCACUCAGAUGAUGGGCCCCUGGAUGUUCCUCCUCCUCAUGCUCCUCCUAAAUCCAUCCUCAAGUCACCACACCCCCGCGGAGGGCUGCGGUCUUCUGUCCGACAGCAUGCCGGAUCCCCUGGACACACGCCACCUCACGACGGAGGACAUCCCCCUUCUCGGUACAAUGGCCCCGCUCAUAUGGCCUCUUCCAGGCCACAUCCCCCGGGGUGGUAUGAAGGCAGUGGCCCUGGGCGCUUUGAUGACUCACAGUUUGAGGGGUCUCACCAUCCUGGGCCCAGUAGGUUUGAGGGCAGCGGACCGCCCCAUCACAACAUGGCGGAGCGGGUCGACGGUGCCGGACACAUGGCUCAUGGUCCAAUGAGGGGGGGGGAACGCAUGGGGCGGUUUGAUGGACCCCCUCUGGGGCCCGGAAGGUUCGGCGGUCCAAUUGGACAGCAGCCCCCUGUGAGAUAUGAGGGUCAGGGACCGGGACCUGGGCCUGGGCCUGGACCGGGCCACUCAGAGGGCCCGAUGCAGCGCUUUGAAGCACCACGUCACUUUAACAACAUGGGUCCUGGUCCUGGUCCUGGUCCUGGUCCUGGUCCUGGUCCUGCAUCCGCACCCAUGGCCUUCCAGCAGCGGCCCUCGCGCUUCGAUGGUCCCUUGAGGUUUGAAGGCCCAGGGCACUUUGAGGGGCCAGGCCAGCCAGGCCCCCGAUACGAUGUGCCUCAUCAGGGUGGGCCCCAGCACUUUGAGAACUUCCCAGGCCAGCAGAGCCACCUGCGGUUUGAUCCCCAACACAACCUGCAGCCCUCCAUGAGGCCGAUGGGUCCGCCCAUCUACGAAAACCCCAUGGCCCCCCAGCAGAACUUCCCCAUGGCCCCCCAGCGCUUCCCGGAGCCCAUGAAUCCUCAGUUUCCCACGCCAUCAGUGGCGUUCCCAGGACAGCAGAACAUUCAGCAGGCGGGAAAUUUCAACGUGCAGCCACAGUUCAGUCAGCCGGGACCUGCCGCCGCCUUCUACAACCCGGCAGCCCCCUCCAUCGGCCUACAGCAGCCGGUGAUGGGAAACAUGAACCAGCCCUUCCUACCUCAGAACACAGUGCCUUUCCCACAGCAGACUCCGCAGGUCGGCCCUCCAGAGAACCACUUAGGUCAGGUUGACGUGAACGACCUGCUGUCCAAACUCAUCUCCACAGGCAUCAUCAAACCCUCACAGCCAGAACCUGCGCCCGCUUCCCGCAGCGAAUCUUCUUCUGCGCCUCCUGCAGCACCGCCGGUGGAGGAGGAGGAAGAGGAGGAGCAGGAGGUGGAAGAGGAAGACAUCCCAGACCUCACCAGCUUCAGCAUUGAGGACAUGAAACAGCGCUACGAGAGCGUGGUGACCAAGCUGUACUCAGGGAACCAGUGCUGCCUGUGCAGCAUGCGCUUCACCACCGCUCAGACCGACAUGUACGCAGACCACCUGGACUGGCACUUCAGGCAGAACCACGCCGGCAAGGUGGCGAGCAAGAAGGUCACGCACCGCCGCUGGUACUACAGCCUCACGGACUGGAUCGAGUUCGAGGAGAUCGCUGACCUGGAGGAGCGCGCCAAGAGCCAGUUCUUCGAGAAGGAGAACGAGGAGGAGGUGCAGAAGAACCAGGCGGCCGCCAAGGAGAAGGAGUUCCAGAGCGUGAGAGCCACCAAGGACCAGGUGGGAGAGUGCUGUGAAAACUGUCAGGAGCCCUUUGAGACAUACUGGGUGGAGGAGGAGGAGGACUGGUUCCUGAAGAACGCCAUCAAGGUUGACGACAAGAACUUCCAUCCCUCCUGCUUCGAAGAUUAUAAAAAAAAUACGUCGUCGUUUCUUGACGUCACGCCGUCGCCCAGCAAGCUGCUGACUGACCACCCGUUGGGCGCCUUUGUGAAGACAGAAGAAAAGGAGGAGGAGAGCACUUCCUGUGCUGCUGCCGCCGCCGCCUCAGUGAAGCAGGAAGUGCAGAGUGAGAGCGGUGAACCUCCUGAGGUGAAGGAGGAGGCAGGUGAGGAGGCGGCGGCGCUGUGAGGCGGCGGCAGCGGUGCGUUUUUUAGCUGCAGGGACUCGUCCUUUGCAUCUCUACUUGAAUACAUUUUUGUAUUUGGACUCGUGCGGCCGUGCGGCUGUCUGAACCUGUACAUGACUUAAUUUAUACAUUAAAGUAUUUUUUGUAACUCCGGUGUUACAGUGAUUGAAUCAGCUGCUGCUGUUACCCUCUGUACAUAGAUUAUUGAUGAUUGAUUGAUUGGUUUAUUGACGGGCCCUCACAGGUGUUGAAGGUAAGCAUCAUCUGAGCGGCCGGCUGAAGAAUUGAGGACUCGUCUCAGCGGGGGAGCCCGCCCUCUUUGUGUUUUGUUUUUUCUUUCUCCUUGAAUGAAUAAAAGGAUCUGAAAGGUGUUUGUGUGAAUACUGAUUGAUCUCAUUGAUCACUGAUUGCCUCAGUUUUACUGUCAUUUAGGUUCCAACAGAAAUAAAGGUUCAGUCUGUUCAAA
Archocentrus centrarchus (flier cichlid) is the source of this 5459-nucleotide messenger RNA. It is a transcript of the gene pcf11, whose product is annotated as PCF11 cleavage and polyadenylation factor subunit. Gene Ontology annotation, biological process: mRNA 3'-end processing; termination of RNA polymerase II transcription. Gene Ontology annotation, molecular function: ubiquitin binding; phosphatidylinositol binding; mRNA binding. The record is from RefSeq and is a predicted model, not a curated record. Lineage: Eukaryota; Metazoa; Chordata; Actinopteri; Cichliformes; Cichlidae. The transcript has 18 exons. Gene Ontology annotation, cellular component: mRNA cleavage factor complex; cytoplasm. The coding region runs from base 124 to 4995 and encodes 1623 amino acids.